Messenger RNA from Spodoptera litura, 1236 nucleotides. Its product is annotated as patj homolog. The record is from RefSeq and is a predicted model, not a curated record. NCBI's taxonomy places the organism in Eukaryota, Metazoa, Arthropoda, Insecta, Lepidoptera, Noctuidae. Gene Ontology annotation, molecular function: protein binding.
UUCACGCGAGACGCACGCGGCCCACGAUCGUGCCACUAAAAAUAAUAAAAUGAAUAAAAGCCAGUGAAUGUAACAUAAUUUUGACAGUGGUUCCACUCGAUUUGGGGUUUAGCAUCGAAAUCGGCGGUCCUCCGAUGCUGUCCGGCUGAAACAGAUUCGUUUCAACAUUGUUUUCGCGUCCUCAAACAACGAAUCUUCACCAAAAGUCCAUAUAAAGUAGAAUAUAAUUCAAAAAUAAUGUGCGACGCGGCAGUACGUGUGUCUGCUCCCGUAGCGCGUUCGGUAACCUUCGGCAGUUUCCGUCAAAGCUGUCAAUGAGACAGCGCUAUGGCGGAGAAAGUCAGCUGAUCGGAAAGUCGCCCGCGCCGGCCUCGCAGCAAGAGGCGAAUUAAGCGCAUCAUGCAGGUGUUUGGCGAAUGGGCUCAGGUGGAGGUGGUGGAGCUGGUAAACGAUGGGUCGGGGCUGGCGUUCGGCAUCGUGGGCGGCCGCUCCUCCGGCGUGGUCGUCAAGAGUGUGCUGCCCGGCGGAGUCGCUGACAGGGACGGUAGACUCCGCAGCGGCGACAUGCUCCUGCGCAUCGGCGCGGUGUCAGUGGUGGGGAUGUGCGCGCGGCAGGCGGCGGCGGUGCUGCGGCAGUGCGGCGCAUGCGUGAGAUUGCUUGUUGCGAGGCCGGCCGCGGCCAGUGGCGUGCCCAUACCUGAUACACGGCAGAAUAUACAGCCUCUAGGUGCUCCACCAGCGCCAGUAGUACCGUCCCGCCUGCUAGCAGACCCGAUAGAGCUGGAGCGGCGGCUGUCGGAGGCAGGCCACGAUGGGUUCGGAGCACUCUGUGAGGAUACAUCACCACCUUCUCCGCCUCCCACCAUCAUUGAGGAGCGGCUGCAUCAUCGGCCGGUGGCGUCAAUAGUAGCGGUGGUGCCACGUGGCGCGCUGGCUCCGUCUCCCCGACCUCCCGCCAUCGUGCAGCCACCGCCGCAGCCACAACCACCACCUCUCAGGUUGCCCCUGGACAUGGCAGUGCGCGGCACGGGCGAGCCGGAGACGCUCAGCUACGACGUCGAGCUGAACAAGGACUCCGCGCUAGGACUCGGCAUCACCGUCGCUGGAUAUGUGUGCGAACAAGAGGAGCUGAGCGGUAUCUUCGUAAAGAGUAUCAGUGAGGGCAGCUCAGCAGAUCUGUGCGGGAAGAUACAGGUCAACGACAGGAUUGUGGAGGUGAGUAUUAGAGUUACCUAA